AUGGCAGAACAGAUCUCCACGCCAACGCCAAUCCUCUACCAGAACCCGACUAAGACUCUGACUCUACUUGACAUCCCUACGUCCAUCGCCCAUGCCCAAGGCACCGUCGACCACCCAUGCAACGAUCAAAUCUGCGCGUCGCCUCCUCUACAAACGCCAUACCCAUCCACAGAGCCCAAGACUGAAAAGGCGAAAGCCAAUGUGCUUCGGACGAAAACCCCGUCUGAUACUGAUGUAGGGUUUCCAGACGCCUUGCUGCAGCAGGCACUCAGAGAGGUGGCCGAGCAUUGGCCUUUAGAAGAAGAUUGGUGUCUACCACGGAAGAUAACAUCUCUCGUAUCUGAGAGGCAAAGCAGGAAACGCAAGGCCGAUGAUGCUAUUGACCAAGUGUUUUCAACCCAAAAGAGAGACUCGGUCCACGCUUCCACUGCUGUGUUGCCGGCUUCGAAAAUAGAAACCGAGAUAGGACUUGACCCCUCUCCUUCGAGAACAGAGCCAGACUUCAAAUUUCCAGACUCAGAAAUCAGUGUUCGAAGCAUCGAAGAGCCGUUGAUCUUAUCUUCAGAGUCCACACCAAAAGCCUACACCUGCUCUGACAUACGGAUCUUCACCAACAGGCUCGUCCGUAACCCAUAUCCGACCCUAUUAUCCCUGCAGUGUUCAGGAGUCAAAUACAAGACACCCCCCAACGCAAAUUUCCUGCUGUCUAAGAUUGGCGAACCAACGGCCCAUGCCUUCAGCAUGGCAGCUCUGACACUGUACCCUAAAUCUAGCGCCACCGCUGGGCCCGGGCAAUUCGACUUCGUUCUGCUGGAUCCCCCUUGGGAAAAUCGCUCAGUGCGGAGAUCAGCUAGGUACGAUACCAUGCAUGACUCGGAUCCAAUGGUUGUGCUUCAGGCGAUGUUGGGCCAGCAUAUAGCUCCUGGCGCGCUGGUGGGGUGCUGGAUAACUAACAAGGCAAGUGUCCGAGAUACUGCAUUAGAUGCCUUCCAGACUUGGGACGUGCAGCUCAUCGAAGAGUGGGCGUGGUUGAAGACAACGGUGGGUGGACUUCCAAUAACUCAGAUUGAUGGGCUCUGGCGGAAGCCCUACGAAGUACUGCUGCUUGGCAGGAAGGGUAGCGAUGAGGCUCAGAGUUCUGAUAGUGACGUUCGAAGGAGAGUCGUUGUGGCAGUCCCGGACUUGCACUCCAGAAAACCGCAUCUCAAAACUUUGAUAGAGCCAUUCAUACCAGCAUCUUAUCGUGCUUUGGAGGUCUUCGCUAGGAACUUGACAGCGGAAUGGUGGUCAUGGGGCGAUGAGGUUCUCAAAUACAAUUGGGAUGGUCACUGGUAUACGCACAAAGGAAGCACCCAGAUUUAUGAUUGA
Letharia columbiana is the source of this 1368-nucleotide messenger RNA. RefSeq lists its product as uncharacterized. The record is from RefSeq and is a predicted model, not a curated record. Lineage: Eukaryota; Fungi; Ascomycota; Lecanoromycetes; Lecanorales; Parmeliaceae. The transcript has a single exon. Gene Ontology annotation, cellular component: RNA N6-methyladenosine methyltransferase complex; nucleus. The coding region runs from base 1 to 1368 and encodes 455 amino acids. Gene Ontology annotation, molecular function: methyltransferase activity; nucleic acid binding.